Messenger RNA from Wasmannia auropunctata (little fire ant), 2142 nucleotides. RefSeq names its product probable nuclear hormone receptor HR38 (gene Hr38). Gene Ontology annotation, molecular function: nuclear glucocorticoid receptor binding; zinc ion binding; RNA polymerase II cis-regulatory region sequence-specific DNA binding. The coding region runs from base 1 to 2142 and encodes 713 amino acids. The transcript has 8 exons. Gene Ontology annotation, cellular component: nucleus; transcription regulator complex. The record is from RefSeq and is a predicted model, not a curated record. Gene Ontology annotation, biological process: cellular response to corticotropin-releasing hormone stimulus; regulation of transcription by RNA polymerase II. Lineage: Eukaryota; Metazoa; Arthropoda; Insecta; Hymenoptera; Formicidae.
AUGAUCGCCAUGGAUGAUGGACAUUCUCAGUAUCGUAGAUACUGGCAACUGCAUUCGCCGAACGGCGACAGCGACAACAGCAACGGUAGCCAACGUGCGGUGGCUGUUACCCGUAGCGAAGUAGAGCAGCAGCAGCAGCAGCAGCAACAACAACUACAUCGCCAACGACAGCAGCAACGUCAAGCGACCGCUACCGUUCCGGUUCUCGCCUGCACUAAUCAAUCGUCUAUCACCACGACUACGACCGCCCUCACAGUGGCAUCAAGCAUGCUACUUUUGCAGACACAGAGUGCCAAUCCCUUUGGCUUCGGGGAUUUCCUGAAUAGCCCUUAUCCGGACGCUGCGGAUACGAGCUUGCCCGAGGAGUUGGAUCCCUUUCCGGAACUGCAACUCGGGAAUCCGCAGGGUGUACCUCCGGUCGACGACUCUGUUCAAUCUCAGCAAAGUGUACACCAUCAGCAGCCAUCGCAACCGCCACCACCACCGCCACCCCUCCCCGAAGACAUCCAAGCUGAUUCUCUUAGUCCUACGCCGUUACCGAGCUUCCAGGAGACCUACACGCAGCGAUACACUAGGCAAGAGCUCCAGAGUCUCGGUAUUAAGAUGGACGAUGAAUGCUACGACAACCCGGUAUAUUCCUGCACUCCUCAUUACCCGACCGAUUUCUCGACCGCGGUGCCCUAUCACGAGCAGCAACCACAGCAGCAGCACCCUCACCACCACCCGCAGCAUCACCAGCCGCAGCAGGCCCCGCAUCACCAUCAAGGCUACUUCCCUACGGAAUCGGCGCCCACUCCGGCGACGGCGGUUGUACCGCCCUCCAGUCAUCGGCAGGACCCAUCCUACGGGGUGGCUGUCACCAUGCCCAUGGUUUACGGGGCACCAUCGGCUAUUGCCAGCGUCGCCACUCCCGUAGUUCCUACCGAUCUCUGUCCCAAUGUCGACACCAGCGUCGUCAUUGGUACUCGGCCGCGAAGGGCGUCACUGCCCACUCAGAGAUCAGAAUCGGCAAGUAGUGGGAGCACGGAUUCCCCGAAGCCACGCGGCGGCGGUACCGCGAGCUCCACCGUCAGUUCGCCGUCGCCCGGAAGCGGCACCAGUGGCGAACGCGCACCACCGAGCCCGAGUCAGCUCUGCGCCGUGUGCGGCGACACCGCGGCCUGUCAGCACUACGGUGUGCGCACAUGCGAGGGCUGCAAGGGCUUCUUCAAGAGGACCGUGCAGAAGGGCUCCAAGUACGUGUGCUUGGCCGAGAAGGCUUGCCCGGUAGACAAACGCCGGCGAAACCGUUGCCAGUUCUGCCGAUUCCAGAAGUGCCUGAUGGUUGGCAUGGUUAAGGAGGUCGUUAGAACAGAUUCUCUGAAGGGCCGUCGAGGUAGACUGCCUUCAAAGCCCAAGUCACCGCAAGAAUCCCCACCGAGUCCGCCGGUCUCUUUGAUCACCGCUCUGGUUCGCGCCCAUCUGGACACAACGCCGGACAAGGCAAGCCUGGAUUACUCACAGUACCGACAACCUAGACCGGGCGAUCCUCCAAUGACCGAGGCUGAGAAGAUUCAACAAUUCUAUAACUUAUUAACAACCUCAAUCGAUGUUAUCCGAAACUUCGCCGACAAAAUCCCCGGAUUCACGGAUCUAGUGCGGGAAGAUCAGGAACUGCUCUUCCAAUCGGCCAGUCUAGAACUGUUUGUGCUCAGGCUGGCGUACCGCACGAACCCGGACGACACGAAGCUGGUCUUCUGCAACGGUGUCGUCCUCGCGCUGGAGCAAUGUCAGCGCAGUUUCGGCGACUGGCUGCACAGCAUUCUCGACUUCUGCAAGGCCCUCCACUUUCUGGAGGUCGAUAUCAGCGCCUUCGCCUGUCUGUGCGCUCUCACCCUGGUUACUGAGAGGUACGGAUUGAAGGAACCGCAGCGCAUGGAACAGCUGCAGAUGAAAAUUGUCUCGUCCUUGCGCGACCACGUGACCUAUAAUGCCGAGGCGCAGAGGAAGUCGCAGUACCUGUCGUACUUACUGGGGAAGAUACCAGAGCUGAGGAGCCUCUCGGUCCAGGGCCUCCAGCGGAUCUUCUACCUCAAGCUGGAGGACCUGGUGCCGGCGCCACCCCUGAUCGAGACGAUGUUUGUCGGUAGCCUGCCCUUCUAA